UAAUAGUGGUAACAGCGGACUUCCUUGCUUCAUCCCGAACCCCUGGGGGAAUCUUUCUGACUUUCACCAGAACAUGUGAUGAUUUUUAUAAAUUUGCAGGUAAUGCUAAGCUGAAGAAGUUUCCCAUGAUACUGUUUUCCAUACUGACUGCAGUAUUUUUUUUUUGAAAAAUACUUUUUUUUUUUUUUUUAAAUUGGCAACUGUCAAAAGAGAUAUUCACAAAAAGACUUAGAACAAGGGCAGAAACCCCAGACAGGUGGUUUUCUUAAUUCAUCAGGCUGGAGCAGACUUUAAACCAAACUGGAGGAACCAUUCCGGAUCUGGCCACCACCUAAUCUCUACAUCCUGGCCUCCUUUUCAUUGGCUGGAAGCUGGCUCACUUCAUCCAAGGGCCUGGUUCGAGGGCAUUCAUGGCUUCCGCAAGUUAGAGCAUCCCUUGCUCCUGGCGCUAAUGGUUCCACUCAACCAUGGGACUGGAGCAUCCACUUGGUCCAGAGAUGUAUACUAGGAGCCGUAAAUGACAACUUUGAUGAGGCCUGAAGACUCCAAAGCCUUCAGCCCGAGUUUGGCCUUGCUCACUUGCUUGAUGUAAGAGAUUCGAGAUCUGGGGAGGCUGAGGCGGGUGGAUCACAAGGUCAAGAGAUCGAGACCAUCCUGGUCAACAAGAUGAAACCCCGUCUCUAUUAAAAAUACAAAAAUUAGCUGGGCAUGGUGGUGCGCGCCUGUAGUCCCAGCUACUCAGGAGGCUAAGGCAGGAGAAUUGCUUGAAACCAGAAGGCAGAGGUUGCAGUGAGCCAAGAUCGUGCCAUUGCACUCCAGCCUGGGUAACGAGAACGAAACUCCGUCUCCAGAAAAAAAAAAGAGAUUCGAGAUCUGUCCGGGCUGAACAUGGCUUCCAGCAGCUGCAAUAUGGACCUGGAGCACCUCUGGAUCUUUGAGGUCUUCAGGAAGUUUCACCCACAGCGGGAUAUUUCUAUAUCCGGUGGUGUUCCCAUCUGGUAACCCUCAUAACCAAAACUACACUCCCCUGUGAGCCAGGCCUAACCACACCAGCUGACCUGCAGCGCUCAUCAGCAUAUUUGAUUCCCACCAAUGAUAUGAUGAUUACAUUUUCUCCACAACCCUUCUUAUGAAGCAAGUUCACUCCACACUGGUUUCCAAUGUGUCUGAGUUGAAUCAGAGAGAAUCCCACGCAUACACAGUUCCCGGCAUUCCCCGCAAGCCGGUUUCUGCAGACCCGGAAGUGAAUCCUGCAUAUCCGGAAGUGAAUCCCGCAGAGCGACCUCUCGCCUGCAGUUUCCUCAAAACUCGGAAGCGGGUCGCGUGUGGUGACGGUGUUGCAGCCUCGCGUGAGUUCCCCUUUGUCUAGAUUAGAUUCGCUUCCAUCGCUACUGUACCCGGUGUUAGCGCGCGGCGCGGGGCGGGCGGCCCUGCGUACCUUAAAAUCCUCUCGCCGUGCCCUCCACACUAGGAUUAGCUUGUAACGUCUCUUUCAUCUCACCUAAGGAAGAAGCCUGGAAGAGGAGGAAGAGGAAAGGAGGAGUCAGGAAUGACUCUGACUCAGGGUCUAUUGACAUUCAGGGAUGUGACCAUAGAAUUCUCUCAGGAUGAGUGGAGAUGCCUGCACCCUGCUCAGAAGACUUUAUACAGGGACGUGAUGCUGGAGAACUACAGGAACCUGGUCUCCCUGGAUAUCUCUUCCAAAUACAAGAUGAAGGGGCUCUUGUCAACAGCACAAGGCGAUACAGACGGGUUCCACACAGGGAUAUUAGAUAGACAUGAAAGUCAUCACAUUGGAGAUUUUUGCUUCCAGGAAAUUGACAGAGAUAUUCAUGAUUUUGAGUGUAGAAAUAGCCAUGAGGCGCUCAUGAGAAAAGUUGAAAAGCUUCCUUGUGGUACAGACCAAGAUGACGAAAGGCACUCUGGCAACAAGCCUGUUACAGAUCAGCUGGGAUUAAGCUUUCAUUCGCAUUUGCCUGAACUGCACAUAUUUCGGACGGAAGGGAAAUUCGGUAAUCAAGUUGAGAAAUCUAUCAAUGAUGUUUUCUCAGUUUCAGCAACCAAAAUCAUUUCUUGUAGGCCCCAAACCCAUAUUUCUAAUAAGUAUGACAACUUCCCCCAUUCUUCAUUACUCACACAAAAACCGAAAGUACACGUGAGAGAAGUAUCUUUACAAUGUCUUGAGAAAGAAGCCUCUAACUGUAGCUCUCUCUUGAGGAAACAUCAGAUAAUCCAUUUAGGAGAGAAACAAUAUGAAUGUGAUGUGUGUGGAAAGGCCUUUAAUCAGAAGCCAUACCUUGAACGCCAUCGUAGAUGUCACACUCGUGAGAAAUCUUACACGUGUAAUGAGUGUCACAAGAGCUUCAGUCAGAAGUCAACCCUUACACGCCACUCUAGACUUCACACUGGAGAGAAACCUUACAAGUGUAGUGAGUGUGGCAAGACCUUUAGUCAGAUGUCAUCACUUGUAGUCCAUCAUAGACGUCAUACUGGAGAGAAACCGUAUCAAUGUAGUGAGUGUGGCAAGACCUUCAGUCAGAUGUCAUCUCUUACAUAUCAUCGUAGACUUCAUACUGGAGAGAAACCAUACAAAUGUAAGGUGUGUGAUAAGGCUUUCGGGCGUGGUUCACACCUGAUGCAACAUUCUAGAAUUCACACUGGAGAGAAACCUUACAAGUGUAAGGAGUGUGGCAAAGCCUUUCGAGGGCAGUCAACACUUACUUACCAUCAGUCCUCCCAUGGUAUAGGGAAACUUUACAAGUGUAAUGAUUGUCAUCACGUCUUCAGUAACGCUACAACCAUUGCAAGGCAUUGGAGAAUCCAUAAUAAAGAAAGAUCUUACAAGUGUAAUAAAUGUGGCAAGUUUUUCAGACAUCGUUCAUACCUUGCAGUUCAUCGGCGAACUCACACUGGAGAGAAACCUUACAAAUGUGAAGAAUGUGAUGCAGUUUUCAGUUGCAAAUCAAACCUUGAAAUGCAUAGAAGAAUUCAUACUGGAGAGAAACCUUACAGGUGUAAGGAGUGUGGCAAAACCUUCUGUAAAAAGUCAUCUUUUGUAUAUCACUGUAGACUUCAUACUGGAGAGAAACUUCAUAAAUGUGAAGAAUGUGACAAAGUUUUUAUUCGCAAAUCAGGCCUUGAAUAUCAUAAAAGAAUUCAUACCGGAGAGAAACCAUACAAAUGUAAGGUGUGUGACAAGGCUUUCGGCCGUGAUAUACACCUGGCACGACAUACUAGACUUCAUACUGGAGAGGAACCUUACAAAUGUGAAGAAUGUGACAAAGGUUUUAGGUGCAAAUCAAACCUUGAAAUACAUAGAAGAAUUCAUACUGGAGAGAGACCUUACAAGUGUAAUGAGUGUGGCAAGGCCUUCAGUCAGGUGUCACCCUUUGUAUACCAUCGUAGACGUCAUACUGGAGAGAAACCUUACAAGUGUAAUGAGUGUGGCAAGGCCUUCGGUCAGAUGUCAUCUCUUGUACGCCAUCGUAGACUUCACACUGGAGAGAAACCUUACAAAUGUGAAGAAUGUGAUGCAGUUUUUAGUUGGAAAUCAAACCUUGAAAUACAUAGAAGAAUUCAUACUGGAGAGAAACCUUGCAGGUGUAAUGAGUGUGGCAAGACCUUCAGUCAGAUGUCAUCCCUAUUAUGCCAUCGUAGACUUCAUACUGGAGAGAAACCCUACAAGUGUAAUGAGUGUGGCAAGACCUUCAAUCACAGAUCAUCCCUUACAUGCCAUCAUAGAAUUCACACUGGAGAGAAACCUUACAAGUGUAAUGAAUGUGGCAAGGUUUUUAAUCAACAAGCACACCUUGCACGUCAUCAUAGAGGUCAUACUGGAGAGAAACCUUACAAAUGUGAAGAAUGUGACAAAGUUUACAGUCGCAAGUCAAGUCUUAAAAGACAUAGGAGAAAUCAUACUGGAGAGAAACCUUACAAACAUUAGAUUUGUGACAAGGCUUUUGGGCGUGAUUCACACCUGGCACAACAUAGUAAAAUUCACACUAGAGAGAAACCUUACAAGUGUAAUGAGUGUGGCAGAGCCUGUAGUGGGCAGUCAACACUUAUUAACACCAUGAAGCAAUCCACGGUAUAGGAAAACUUUACUAAUGUAAUUAUUGUCACCCAGUCUUCAGUAACGCUACAACCAAUGUGCGUCCUCCAAUGCAAAUCAUUGGAGAAUCCAUAAUGAAUGGAUUCUUGCAAGUGUAAUCAAAUUCACAAAUGUUUUAGACAUUGUUCAUACCUUUCAGUUCAUUGGCGAACUCAUACUCGAGAUACCCCUUACAAAUGUCAUAACUGUGGCAAGGUCUUCAGUCAAUUCUCAUCUUAUGUAGAACAGAAAAAUUCAUACAGAAGAGAAACCUCACAAAUGUGAUUAUUUCGGCAAAGCCUUCAGUUCACGUUCACACCUUAUUAGAUAUUAGAUGGCUAGGUGCGGUGGCUAAAGCCUGUAAUCCCAGCACUUUCGAAGGCUGAGGCGGGUAGAUCACGAGGUAAAAAGAUCGAGACCAUCCUAGUCAACACGGUGAAACCCCGUCUCUACUAAAAAUACGAAAAAAAAAAAUUAGCUGGGCAUGGUGAUGCAUGCCUGUAAUCCCAGCUACUUAGGAGGCUGAGGCAGAAUUGCCUGAACCCAGGAGGCGGAGGUUGUGGUGAGCCGAGAUCACACCAUUGCAUUCCAGCCUGGGUAACGAGUGAAAUUCCGCCUCAAAAAAAAAAAAAAAAUAGAUAUUAGAGAAUCCAUACUGGACAAUAAUCUUACAAAUGUCGUAAGUGUCCUAAGGUCUUUAGGCAGAGGUCACUGCUUGCAGAACAUUGGAAAAUUCAUUUUUGGCCGGGCGCCGUGGCUCACGCCUGUAAUCCCAGCACUUUGGGAGGCCGAGGUGGGUGGAUCACGAGGUCAAGAGAUGGAGAUUGUCCUGAUCAACAUGGUGAAACCCCGUCUCUACCAAAAAUACAAAAAAAUUAUCUGGGCAUGCUGGCGCCUGCCUGGUCUUAGCUACUCAGGAGGCUGAGGCAGGAGAAUUGCCUGAACCCAGGAGGUGGAGGUUGCGGUGAGCCGAGAUCAUGCCAUUGCACUCCAGCCUGGGUAACGAGCGAAACUCCAUCUCAAAAAAAAAAAAAAGAAUUUUGCAAUUUUUUUGUGUGAAAUUAGUUUUCAGACUUUUCCCCCUAAUUUCUUUGCCUAGUUUUGGCAAGCCAUAAUAAUGAUUUCAUAAAUUAUCUUGGGGAGUAGUCCCCCCUCUUCUGCUUUCUGGAAGAAAUUGUAUAUAAUUGCUGUUAAUACCUCUUUACAGGUUUAAUAUAAUUGUUUAGUGUUAGGCUGAAUGGGAGGGUUUCUUGACAUGGGAUGCUCGGAAUUUGAGACCAGCCGGAGCAACAGAGUGUGACCUCAUCACUUCAUCUCCAAAAAACAUUUUUUUUGACUGGGCGCGGUGACUCACACCUGUAAUCCCAGCAUUUUGGGAGGCCGAGGUAGGCGGAUCACUUGGGGCAAAGAGUUUGAAACCAGCCUUAACAUGGUAAAACCCCAUCUCUACUAAAAAUACAAAACAUUUGGCCAGUUGUGGUGGUGCAUACCUGUAAUUACAGCUACUUGGGAGGCUGAGGUGGAGGAGAGAUGCUUAAAUCCAGGAGGUGGAGAGGUGGAGGUUGCAGUGAGCGGAGAUCACACCACUACACUCCAGCCUGGGAGACAGAGCAAGACUCCACCUCAAAAAAAUAUAUUUUUUUUUUUUUCUUUUUUUGAGACAGAGUUCGCUAUUGUUACCCAGACUGGAGUGCAAUGGCACGAUUUUGGCUCACCUGCAACCUCCACCUUCUGGGUUCAAGCAAUUCUCCUGCCUCAGCCUCCCGAGUAGCUCGGACUAUAGGUGCACACCACCAUGCCCAGCUAAUUUUUGUAUUUUUAGUAGAGACGGGGUUUCGCCGCAUUGAUUAGGAUGGUCUCGAUCUCUUGACUUCGUGAUCCACCCGCCUGGGCCUUCCAAAGUGCUGGGAUUAUAGGUGUGAGCCACCACGCCUGGCCAAAAUAUUGUUAUUUUUAAUUAACCAGGCGUGGUGUUCCGCUACUUGGGAGUCUGAGGCCGUUGAGUAGAUUUCGUAAGCCCAGCUGAGGAUACAGUGAGGUAUGAUUGUGCCACUGAACUCCAGCCUGGAUGACAGUGAGACUUCUGUACAAAAAUAAAAACACUUGUUUAGUGUUACCA
Molecule: messenger RNA, 6209 nt
Organism: Callithrix jacchus (white-tufted-ear marmoset)
Lineage: Eukaryota; Metazoa; Chordata; Mammalia; Primates; Cebidae
Biological process (GO): regulation of DNA-templated transcription
Molecular function (GO): RNA polymerase II cis-regulatory region sequence-specific DNA binding; DNA-binding transcription factor activity, RNA polymerase II-specific
Source: RefSeq, a predicted model, not a curated record